This is a messenger RNA of Fusarium oxysporum Fo47, 855 nucleotides long. RefSeq lists its product as uncharacterized. Lineage: Eukaryota; Fungi; Ascomycota; Sordariomycetes; Hypocreales; Nectriaceae. The transcript has 2 exons. The record is from RefSeq and is a predicted model, not a curated record. Bases 1 to 855 code for a protein of 284 amino acids.
AUGCUUAUACUUGUCGCUGGAGUCUCCGGAAACAUGGGCCAGAAACUGGUUCAUUCUCUUACUUCCCGAGGACACCGUGUCCGGGGUCUCGGACGGGAUGCUUCUAAGCUAGUCCCCCACACCUACGCCUUAUUGGACGACUUCGUCACUUGUGAAGUCUACUACGAUUCUGCCGCAUUGGAUCGCGCCUGCGCUGGGGUAGACGGCAUCAUUUGCGCGUACGGUAUGGAUCCGCGCCUUCAACUGGAAGGGCAACUCUUGCUCCUGCGCGCAGCCGAGCGGGCCAAUGCUUAUGAUGCACUUGUCAGCUUCCGCCAUCAUGUCGAAAUGACUUCCGACAUCAAGCCAAUAUAUGUUUUCAAUAGUAUAUUCGCCGAAACACUAUUUUCUACGAUUGGACACGGCCAUGUUGGUCCAGACAUGCCCCUGGUCUGGGACUCAAGCACCAAGACUAUGAACAUCUGGGGAACUGGCCACUCAGUAUGGUACUGGACAACCGAGCAGGACUCUGCGGAGUUUACAGCCGAAAUCAUUCAACGGAACGACGCCGCCCAGGGUGGAUGUUGGAACGUCUGUUCUGGGGCAAACUCCCUCCUCGAGAUAGCCAAGGUGUAUGAGCAGGAGCGAGACGUUCAAGUCAAGCUCAAUAAGCUAGGUACCAUUGACGACCUCAGGGAGAAAGCGUUAAAGGCUAGGAAGGAGGGAAGGAAAACCGACUAUCGUUUGUACAUUGGUUGGUUCUAUCAACUGUACGCCAUUGAUGGUACCUGGGUCUUUCCCAAGCUCGAUAAUGACAUCCUUGAGGUCAAGACCACAUCGUUGGUUGAGUUCCUCAAAAUGCAUCCCGACAUUUGA